Molecule: messenger RNA, 1341 nt
Organism: Caenorhabditis bovis
Lineage: Eukaryota; Metazoa; Nematoda; Chromadorea; Rhabditida; Rhabditidae
Source: the annotation of a GenBank genome assembly
AUGCCACGAGCAAAAUCGUUACCGUACUUCAUGACGGCGAGAUCUGUGCAUCGCCGCAUUCCUGUGCUGAACGGUCAGCGCCUUCGACGGCCCGUAGCGCGGCGAAGUAUUUCCGGAGAAACAUGUCGCGCUGUUGCCGGAAGUCGAAAGGUUUACAAGAUUGUGUUGACCGGUGGUCCAUGUGGAGGCAAAACUACGGCUCAGGUUCGAUUGGCGACAUUCUUCGAAAGUCUUGGAUGGAAAGUGUUUACUGUUCCUGAAACGGCGACAAUUCUUCUUGGUGGACGUGUGAAAUUCUCUGAACUUGACAGCGAUCAAUCGUACAUUUUCCAACGCGAUUUACUUGCAACAAUGCGGCAGAUUGAAGAUACCUUUUUCAAUCAAGCACAUGCAAUCAAAGAUCGAAACGUUUUAGUAAUCUGCGAUCGAGGUUGCAUGGAUCCAUCGGCUUAUUCGUCACCGGAAGAUUGGAAACGAAUGCUCGCCGAGUUGAACUAUGACGAAUUCGAUUUGCGGUGCAGCCGAUAUGAUCAAAUUGCUCAUUUAGUGACGGCUGCUGAUGGCGCCGAAAAGUAUUACACUUUAGCGAACAAUGCAGUUCGGAGUGAAGGAAUUAGUGCGGCGAUUGAAUUGGACAAAAAAACACGAUCCGUUUGGAUCGGACAUCCAUAUUUGGAUAUUAUUGACAACAGAUUCACUGGGUCGUUUGAUGACAAGGUUAAUAAACUUAUCCAAGUCGUUUGUGAUCGAACUGGAGUUCGCUCUGGAGAUCGUCUUGACAAAAAUUCAAAGAAACGAAAAUGGCUGGUUUCCCAUUGCGACUUUGAAAACUUCGGAAAAUAUGAGGAAUUCGAAUUGGAGCACUAUUAUCUGCUUUCGGAUGAUCCGAAGUAUCAGGUGCGACUUAGACGACGAACUCAGAAUAAGAGAUCGACGUAUACCCUUACGAAUCGCGAAUAUUUUGCGGAAAGUGGUGAUUCUGUUGAGACGAGAAUGCAAAUAACCGAACGCGAUUUUCAUUCGUAUUUGGCUUUGAAGGACAAAAGUCGCUCGAAAAUCUUCAAAGAUCGUCGUUGCUUUAUGUACGGAAAUCAGUACUUCAACCUUGAUAUGUACAAGGAUCCACUUCCGCCACAGGCGAAUCGCAAGUUGAUGUUCUUGGAAACGUAUACGACGGUUCCAGUUGGAACACCGCUUCCUGAAGGAUCGAUGCCGGCGUUCCUUAAGAUUGAAAAAGAAAUCACCGGCGACAGCCAAUACUCGAUGUACUCACUGGCCAGAUAUGGUCAUUGUGCAUCAAAAACUGAAUUCCAAGGAGCUGAUAAAUACCGCGACGAUUAA